Molecule: messenger RNA, 618 nt
Organism: Acanthosepion pharaonis
Lineage: Eukaryota; Metazoa; Mollusca; Cephalopoda; Sepiida; Sepiidae
Source: the annotation of a GenBank genome assembly
AUGCUUUUCUUUUUUUUUCUUUCAUUUUCUGAUUACCUGACCAUCUUUGUUAUUUUUCAUUUUUCCUUCUUUCUGCUUUUAAACUUUAUAUUUUUCUUCUGUAUUUCGUUUCUUUUUACUUCAAUUUCUUUCUUCAUUCAUUGCUUUCUGACAUUUUUCUUUCACUUUUUCUUUCCUCUUUCUUCCUAUUUAAUUUUGCAUUCUCUUUCUACUUCUCUUUUUCUCAUCUCUUUCUCUACUGCUCGCCUUCUCUUCCUCCCUAACUCUCUUUCUCAUUCUUUCCUUUUCCCAUUUAUCUCUCUUACUCUUUCAUUUCUUUCUUUUUCUCUCACCUUCUGCUACCUGACCUCCCCAAUCAUUUUCAUUCUUUUUCCAUUUUUUUUUUCAUUUUUUUUUAAACUCUCUUACCUUUCCUCUUCUUCUAAUUUUUCUUUCAUUAUGUCUAUAUUUACUCAAUUUUUUCAUUCAUUUCUUGUUUGCCAUUUUCAUUUUUUUUAUUUCUUAUUUUCUGCUGUUGUCCCUUUCUUUUUAUAUUUUUCAUUUUCUUUUUUAUCUCUUUUUCCACCCACCCCCAUUCUUUUCUUUUUUGCAUUUAUCUAUCUCAAGUUGGCCAAGUGA